Messenger RNA from Scleropages formosus (Asian bonytongue), 1684 nucleotides. It is a transcript of the gene irak4, whose product is annotated as interleukin-1 receptor-associated kinase 4. Gene Ontology annotation, molecular function: protein serine/threonine kinase activity; magnesium ion binding; ATP binding. Bases 185 to 1588 code for a protein of 467 amino acids. The record is from RefSeq and is a predicted model, not a curated record. Lineage: Eukaryota; Metazoa; Chordata; Actinopteri; Osteoglossiformes; Osteoglossidae. Gene Ontology annotation, biological process: signal transduction; protein phosphorylation. The transcript is spliced from 12 exons. Gene Ontology annotation, cellular component: plasma membrane.
AGCAGAGACCUUCCGCGUCACAUGCGCAUCGAACUACAAUUAAAGGGGACGCCUGCAAUUAUUUUACCAGACAAAAAAACCUUGAAGGUUAAUAAUGAGUUUCUUAACUGAGGAAAUUGCCAAAUCUGGGAAAGUUGGGCUUCUAUUUACUGCAGCAUGGAAGUCGUAACACCGUCGUCAAAGGAUGAGUGAAGCAGUCGCUCCAUCAACCUUUGUGCGGAGCCUCGGCUAUGGGACCCUACAUCAGCUGGCUGACUUCUUGGACCCCCAAGACAGCUGGAAGAGGGUCCUCAUGGAAAUCAGAAAACCCACAGGAGAGCCAAGGUACAGCCAGCUCCACCUCAGGAGGUUUGAGGGCGUCGUGGCCAUGGGGAAAAGCCCCACAAUUGCCCUGCUCUCCGACUGGGGCACCACCAACUGCACGGUGGGCCAGCUGGUGGACAUCUUGGUAAGAAACCAGCUCCUGGCUCCAGCUCGUCUACUUCUGCCAGAUUUAGCUGUGGGGAUCCCAGUUGUGCCAUCUCCGAGUCCUGGAUGGCAGGAAACAGUCGGACUGAGCAAACAGGUAACUGUCGCCAUGGGCCGGGCGGAGGAGCGCCAGCUGGCGGACAGCACCAGAACUCAAGUGGAGGACAAAGAGUCACCCGAUGACAGAGGCUUCCACAGGUUCUCCUUCCAAGAGCUGCUCCAGAUGACUAGUAAUUUUGAUGAUCGGUCUGCAUCUGAGGGUGGAGGCAAGUUGGGGGAAGGUGGCUUUGGGACCGUGUACCGUGGAAACUUCAACAAAGUGGAUGUGGCGGUGAAGAAACUGAACUCUAUGGAUGACAUUUCCCCCCAGGACCUGAAAACUCAGUUCAAUCAGGAAGUCCAGACUCUGCGGACGCUGAAACACAAGAACCUUGUGGAGAUGGUUGGCUUCUCCUGCGACGGCGAUCACUUGUGCCUGGUGUAUCCUUACAUGUGCAACGGUUCGCUUUUGGACAGACUAGCUUGCCUUGGUGACAGUCUUCCUCUGUCUUGGACCCGAAGGUGUUUGAUUGCUGCUGGCACAGCAAGAGGCCUAGAGUACUUACAUAGCAACCACCACAUCCACAGAGAUGUGAAAAGCGCAAACAUCCUCCUGGACGAGACUUUUGAGCCGAAGAUCUCGGAUUUUGGUCUGACGCGGGCCUCCGAGAAGAAGAGCGCCUCCACCGUCCUUACGGAGAAGAUCGUGGGAACCACGGCGUACAUGGCGCCCGAGGCGUUGCGGGGAGAGAUCACCCCGAAGUCGGAUGUCUUCAGCUUCGGUGUGGUACUGCUGGAAGUGCUGUCUGGACUUCCCCCAGUUGACAGCUCCCGUGACCCUCAGUUCCUAAUGGAAAUGAAAGAAGAAAUUGAGGAUGAGGAGCUGACGCUGGAGCACUUUGUGGAUAAGAAGAUGGGAGACUGGGGCCAGGCCUCUGUGGAAAAAAUGUACUCAGUAGCCAAGGACUGUCUCAGUGAGAGGAAGAACAGGAGGCCGCAGAUGGAGGAGGUCUUGAGGGAGCUUGAAAACAUUCUUACCACCAUCUCACUGGAUCAGUUGAGCUAUGAGAAGAAAGUGUAGAAGACACCAAAUGCUACCUAAGGGCAGCUUGUGCCCCUCUUCACAAAUUCAAAUAAAGCAAAGCACAGCUCUGCAAGGACAGGCCUUUGAUUACUG